Alosa alosa (allis shad) is the source of this 1377-nucleotide messenger RNA. RefSeq names its product somatostatin receptor 1a (gene sstr1a). Gene Ontology annotation, molecular function: somatostatin receptor activity; neuropeptide binding. Gene Ontology annotation, cellular component: membrane; neuron projection. Gene Ontology annotation, biological process: neuropeptide signaling pathway; cellular response to estradiol stimulus. The record is from RefSeq and is a predicted model, not a curated record. The transcript has a single exon. The coding region runs from base 71 to 1321 and encodes 416 amino acids. NCBI's taxonomy places the organism in Eukaryota, Metazoa, Chordata, Actinopteri, Clupeiformes, Clupeidae.
GUCAUUUUGCUUCGUGUGACGCGCGUCGCGAAAUCCAGUAUGAGGGGGUCCUUCACUGGUGUAGCUAUCCAUGGUGCUGAAACUCGAAGUGCGCUGCAACACGAAAACGACCAGAGGGAUAUCUAUUCGGAAAACAAAGGAAAAUGCUCGUACGGAUUAUUUAAAAGCCAGUUCAUCACUUUUUACAUCGUUCUUGGAACUCAAAAAAAUCACUAGAAUGUUUCCCAACACCUCGUCCAAGCUUCUUAAUUUAGAGGACAGUUUUUUCCUGAUGAAUUCCUCCGGCAAUGAAACGCACAGCGAGUCUCACGGUAGCGCAAUUCUGAUCUCAUUUAUCUACACAGUGGUCUGUUUGAUCGGGCUGUGUGGAAACUCCAUGGUCAUUUAUGUCAUUUUUAGGUACGCUAAAAUGAAGACGGCGACAAAUAUAUACAUUUUGAACUUGGCGAUUGCGGACGAGUUACUUAUGUUGAGUGUGCCGUUUUUGGUGACAUCCUCGUUACUUCACCACUGGCCAUUUGGAUCUUUCUUGUGCCGCCUCGUCCUAAGUGUGGACGCUAUAAAUAUGUUUACCAGCAUUUAUUGCUUGACUGUAUUAAGCAUAGACCGAUACAUUGCCGUAGUGCAUCCCAUAAAAGCUGCCCGAUACCGGAGACCUACAAUCGCCAAGAUGGUUAACUUGGGAGUUUGGACAUUUUCCAUCCUGGUUAUUUUACCAAUUAUUAUAUUUUCCAGCACAGCACCGAACUCGGACGGAUCAGUCGCUUGUAAUAUGCAAAUGCCAGAACCACAGAGGCAGUGGAUGGCAGUGUUUAUAGUAUAUGCCUUUCUAAUGGGCUUUCUGUUCCCCGUCAUUGCCAUAUGUAUGUGUUACGUCUUGAUCAUAGUAAAGAUGCGAGUGGUUGCGCUGAAAGCUGGCUGGCAGCAGCGCAAAAAGUCCGAGAGAAAAAUCACUCUGAUGGUUAUGAUGGUGGUGGCCGUGUUUGUGAUCUGUUGGAUGCCUUUUCACGUCGUACAACUUGUUAAUGUCUUUGUGGAGACACAUAAUGCCACUCUUAGCCAGCUGGCGGUAAUUUUAGGUUACGCUAACAGCUGCGCCAAUCCUAUACUGUACGGAUUCCUGUCGGACAAUUUCAAACGCUCCUUCCAGAGAAUAUUAUGUCUCCGCUGGAUGGACAACGCAACUGAGGAACCUAUCGAUUACUACGCAACUGCUUUGAAAAGUCGCGGAUACAGUGUAGAUGAAUUUCAACCGGACAAUAUGGAAUCAGAUAGCACCUAUAGAAAUGGUACUUGUACCUCCAGGACUACGACUUUGUAAACGAAUGAACAUGUUAAAUGUCCAUAAUAGAACAAAGCUUAGCUAAAGCUAUAGCU